AUGGCAGCUGAGUCAUCAUUGGCAAUUCUUUUCUAUUGUUGUUUGUUUGUUUGUUUGUUUGCUUCAGAAUGUAAGAGCAGUCCUAAAACCACAAAGUCAACUCAAACUCAAGACUCAUCGUUUGGGGGGCUAAUAAGGAAAAGACUCAAAAGGGAUGAACCCUGGAACUUCUUAUCAGAAAAACCCUGCAUAUAUGAAGACAGAGUAAAGAAACAGAACAGAAAUGAAAUUUUACAAGUGAUUUCAAUCACCCAUACAAGAAGCCAUAAAAAUAAUGACUUUGGCCAAAAUUUCAGCCUGAAAUCAGUGUUUGUUAAGCAACAGAGGAUUGCUAGAGAAAAAACACUCUCAAAAUAUGAAAUACAAAGAAAUAGCUUCAAGCAGAAUUCAAAUUUACUUAACCAACCAAAACUCAAGACAGCAGAGAAACGCUAUAAAUGUAAUAUAUGUGAAAAAGCCUUCAUUCACAAUUCAUCCCUUCGUAAACAUCAGAAAAACCAUACUGGAGAGAAAUUAUUUAAAUGUAAAGAAUGUUUGAAAGCCUUCAGCCAAAGUUCAGCUCUUAUUCAACAUCAAAGAACUCAUACUGGAGAGAAACCCUAUAUAUGUAAAGAAUGUGGGAAAGCCUUCAGCCACAGUGCAUCCCUUUGUAAACACCUAAGAACCCAUACUGUGGAGAAAUCCUAUAGAUGUAAAGAAUGCGGUAAAUCCUUCAGCCGAAGGUCAGGCCUUUUUGUACAUCAGAAAAUCCAUGCUCGAGAAAAUCCCCACAGAUACAACCCAGGCAGGAAGGCGUCCAGUUGUGGUACAUCCCUUCCUGGAUGUCAGAGAAUUCAUUCCAGGAAGAAGUCCUAUUUAUGUAAUGAAUGUGGCAAUACCUUUAAGUCCAGCUCAUCCCUUCGUUACCAUCAGAGAAUUCACACUGGAGAGAAACCUUUUAAAUGUAGUGAAUGUGGGCGAGCCUUCAGUCAGAGUGCAUCUCUCAUUCAGCAUGAAAGAAUUCACACUGGAGAGAAGCCCUACAGAUGUAAUGAAUGUGGAAAAGGCUUCACUUCCAUUUCACGGCUUAAUAGACACCGAAUAAUUCAUACUGGGGAGAAACUGUAUAAUUGUAAUGAAUGUGGUAAAGCCUUAAGUUCCCACUCGACGCUUAUUAUUCAUGAACGAAUUCACACUGGAGAGAAGCCAUGCAAAUGUAAAGUGUGUGGGAAAGCCUUCAGACAGAGUUCAGCCCUCAUCCAGCAUCAGAGGAUGCACACUGGAGAAAGGCCCUACAAGUGUAACGAGUGUGGGAAAACGUUCCGGUGUAACUCAUCCCUCAGUAAUCAUCAGAGAAUUCACACGGGAGAGAAGCCGUACCGAUGUUUGGAGUGUGGGAUAUCUUUCGGCCAAAGUGCAGCUCUUAUUCAACAUCAGAGGAUUCAUACGGGAGAGAAACCGUUUGAAUGUAAAUCAUGUGGGAAAACUUUCAGACAAAGCUCAUCACUUAUUGCACAUCAAAGAAUUCAUACUGGAGAGAAACCUUAUGAGUGUAAUGCAUGUGGGAAACUCUUCAGCCAGAGGUCAUCCCUUACUAAUCAUUAUAAAAUUCACAUUGAAGAGGACUCCUUGGAAGUAGAUUUGUGUGUGUGAAUUCCUUAAACCAAAGCUCAUUAGUGUACAGUCACCCCUCCGUAUCAGUGGGUUCCCCACCCACUGAUUCAAAUAACCAUGAACCAAAAAUACUUGGGAAAAAAUUCCAGAAAGUUCCAAAAAGCAAAACUUGAAUUUUCCACACACCAGCAACUGUUUACAUAGCAUUUAUGUUGUAUGAGGUAUUAUAAGUAACUUAAAGAUGAUUUAAAGUAUACGGGAGGAUGUGCAUAUGUCAUAUGCAAAUUCGACACCAUUUUAUAUACGGAACUUGGUCAUCAGAUUUUGGUAUCUGUGGGGGGUGGAGUCCUGGAAUCAGUCCUUCACAGAUGCUAAGGGACAACUGUAUACAUACUUGAGAAUGAUUUAACAAAUGUAAUGAAAAUAAGAAAAAUUCUGUUUUAAUUCUCAUCAGAUACUAAAUUCUAAGGAUAAUAUGUAAUAAAUACAUGAAAAAGUUUCAAACCUGUCAGUCACUUUUUAAAAUAUCCUAAGACAAAUAAAUCAUAAUUCCAAGUAUUUAUUUUGGUCAUCUGUAAGAUAAAAGGUAAGAUUUUUAUCUCUCUUUAUAUGGCAUUAUACGCUAUAUGUGAUACCUGUAAGCAUGAGAAGAAUCUGGACACAGGGGUGCUGGAUUUUUGAUUAGAAAGAUACCAGCUGUAUAAGCCAGUGGCAUAUUUAUCACCACUAACACGUUAAUAGCAAUAAGCAGAGUCUUAAAGUAUGUGCACUUGUAGCGCAAAGGACCAAAUAGUAGAUAAGAACAAACUGCAGGCUACCUCAGUGCCUGGAACUUGCCUUUUCCUAAACUAUUUGCAAACUUCGUGCAUGGUUUUCAUUAAAAAAAAAAAA
Vicugna pacos (alpaca) is the source of this 2484-nucleotide messenger RNA. NCBI's taxonomy places the organism in Eukaryota, Metazoa, Chordata, Mammalia, Artiodactyla, Camelidae. The record is from RefSeq and is a predicted model, not a curated record.